This is a messenger RNA of Dunckerocampus dactyliophorus (ringed pipefish), 9006 nucleotides long. RefSeq names its product multiple EGF-like-domains 10 (gene megf10). Gene Ontology annotation, molecular function: protein binding; scavenger receptor activity. The transcript has 25 exons. The record is from RefSeq and is a predicted model, not a curated record. Gene Ontology annotation, cellular component: membrane. Bases 810 to 3923 code for a protein of 1037 amino acids. Lineage: Eukaryota; Metazoa; Chordata; Actinopteri; Syngnathiformes; Syngnathidae.
CCGUGCCACUGCAGUGCUGCAGGACAGUCUUACUGACAAUAGCCUUCUCUUUUCUGCCUUGCAUCACUUCCUCCCUCAACCUGGAGGAUCCUAAUGUCUGCAGCCACUGGGAGAGCUGAGUGUGAAGUGGCUGGGAUGAGAAUCAGCACCUCAAAGUCCGAGUCCAUGGUUCUCGCCCGGAAAAGGGUGGAGUGCCAUCUCCAGGUCGGGGAUGAGCUCCUGCCCCAAGUGGGGGAGUUUAAGUACCUUGGAAUCUUGUUGAGUGAAGGAUGGAAUGCGAGAUCAACAGGGGGCUUGGUGUAGCAUCUGUAGUGAUGCAUACUCGGGUUUGUUGAGGUCAAAAGGGAGCUGAGCCAAAAGGCAAAGUUCUUGAUUUACCGGUCGAUCUACAGUACGGUAAGUCCCCACACUCACCUAUGCUCAUGAGCUUUGGGUAGUAACUGAAAGGACAAGAUUGCGGAUGAAGUGAGUUUUCUCCACAGGGUGGCUGGGCGCUCUCUGCUUUUCAGAUAAAGUGAGAAGCACUGUAAUCCGGGAGAAACUUGUGGAGUACAGCCGCUGCUUCUCCGUGUUGAGAGGAGACAGAUGAGGUGGCUCAGGCAUCUGAUCAGGAUGGCCUAGGAGAGCCUUCGGAGGAGCUGGACGAAGCAGACGGGGAGAGGGAAAUAUAUUCUGUGACAGUGCAGGAGUCGUAUGCCCAUCCUUUUGAUCAGAUUUAUUACACCAGCUGCACAGACAUCCUCAACUGGUUCAAAUGCACUAGACACAGGGUGAGCUACAAGACAGCCUAUCGCAGAGGACAGAAAACUAUGUACCGCAGAAAGUCCCAAUGCUGUCCAGGAUUCCUUGAAAAUGGAGAAAUCUGUGCUCCUCAUUGUGCAGAGAGCUGUGUUCACGGCCGUUGUAUGGCCCCCAACACCUGUCAGUGUGAGCCUGGAUGGGGGGGUUCCAACUGCUCCAGUGCUUGUGACAGUGAGCACUGGGGUCCGCACUGCAGUAACAGAUGCCAGUGCCAGAACAAGGCUCUGUGUAAUCCCAUCACUGGAGCCUGCAUCUGCACUCCUGGAUACAAAGGUUGGCGCUGCGAGGACUUGUGCGAAGUCGACACCUACGGUAAUGGUUGCCAACAGAAAUGCCAGUGUCGGAAUGGAGCUCGCUGUCACCAUGUGACUGGAGAAUGCACGUGUUCACCAGGAUACACGGGAGCUUUUUGUGAGGACUUGUGCCCUCCUGGUAAACAUGGACAGCAAUGUGAAGAAAGGUGUCCAUGCCAGAAUGGCGGCGUGUGCCAUCAUGUGACCGGAGAGUGUUCCUGUCCAGCAGGAUGGAUGGGUACAGUGUGUGGACAGCCAUGUCCAGAGGGGAGAUUUGGCCCAAAUUGUUCACAAGAAUGCCAGUGUCACAACAACGGCUUAUGUUUUUCAUCCACUGGACAGUGUCUUUGCAGUCCUGGAUACACAGGAGAACGGUGUCAGGAUGAAUGUCCAGUUGGUACUUUUGGUGCUGGCUGCACAAAGACGUGUCGCUGUAAGAACAACGGCAAAUGCUACCACAGCAACGGAAACUGUCUUUGUGAGCCUGGAUACACAGGCGAGACGUGCGAUGUCCGACUGUGCCCCGAUGGACACUACGGCCUCCGCUGUGAUACAAAGUGUCCGUGCCAUGCCCAGUAUACGCACAGCUGCCAUCCGAUGUCAGGGGAGUGUGCGUGUGUGUCCGGUUGGUCCGGCCUCUACUGCAAUGAGUCGUGCGCCCCAGGCUUCUACGGCGAGUCCUGCCAGCAGGUGUGCCGCUGUCAGAAUGGCGCAGACUGCCACAGUGUAACAGGAGCGUGUGUCUGUGCUCCAGGCUUCACGGCCUUGGACUGCUCAGUCCCGUGCCCAGCAGGAUCUCAUGGAGCAAAUUGCUCCUCCAUCUGUAACUGUAAGAAUGGAGCUCAGUGUUCACCUGUGGAUGGGUCCUGCUUCUGCAAACCAGGGUGGCAUGGUGUGGACUGCUCCAUCAAUUGCCCCAGUGGUACGUGGGGUCUAGGCUGUAACAUGACCUGUAUGUGUGGGAAUGGAGGCGCGUGUGAUGUUGUGACUGGUCGCUGUACCUGUGAUGCAGGCUGGAGAGGCGAGAGAUGUGAGCUGCAUUGCCAGGACGGUACCUAUGGUCUUGACUGUAAGGAGCGCUGUGACUGCAGCCAUGCCGAUGGAUGUCAUCACUCAACCGGGCACUGCCGCUGCCUGCCUGGUUGGACAGGUAUCCACUGUGACAGUGUGUGUGCAGAGGGCCGCUGGGGCCCAAACUGCUCACUUGCCUGUCACUGUAAGAAUGGAGCGUCUUGCACUCCUGAUGAAGGAACCUGUGAGUGUGCACCAGGAUUCAGAGGCACCACCUGUCAGAGAAUCUGUUCUCCAGGUUACUUUGGUCACCGCUGUAGUCAGACAUGUCCCCAGUGUGUCCACAGUAAUGGACCAUGCCACCAUAUAAGCGGCCAGUGUGACUGCCUCCCAGGCUUCAAGGGAGCGCUUUGCAAUGAGGUGUGUCCCAGUGGUUACUACGGUAAGAAGUGUGCACAGAGCUGCAGGUGCACCAACAACGGCACCUGUAACCCCAUCGAUGGAUCCUGUCAGUGUUUUCCAGGAUGGAUCGGCAGUGACUGUUCACAGCCUUGUCCGCCCAGUCAGUGGGGACCCAACUGCAUCCACACAUGUAACUGUCACAAUGGAGCAUACUGCAGUGCCUAUGAUGGAGAAUGCAAGUGCACACCAGGAUGGACCGGCCUAUACUGCACACAACGUUGUCCUUUGGGGUUUUAUGGGAAGGAUUGUUCACAGACAUGCCAGUGCAGGAAUGGAGCAGACUGUGACCACAACUCUGGACAAUGCACCUGUCGCACUGGGUUCAUGGGUCAGCACUGUGAACAAAAGUGUCCUCCUGGUUCCUACGGUUAUGGCUGCCGGCAGGUGUGUGACUGUCUAAAUAACUCCACCUGUGAUCACAUCACUGGUACAUGCUACUGCAACCCGGGCUGGAAGGGGGCACGUUGUGACCAAGCCGCUGUUGUCGUUGGCAGCCUCAACACUUUGACGAGUGCUGCCAUGCAGGUGGACACCUAUCAGAUCGGAGCAAUUGCAGCAAUCAUUGUGCUGGUGCUGCUGGUGCUCUUCUUCCUCCUCCUCUUUAUCAUCUAUCGGAAGAAGCAGAAAGGAAAAGAAGCUCCCAUGCCAGCAGUAACUUACACGCCUGCUAUGAGAGUCACAGCUGACUACACCAUCACAGAUGCUCAGGCACCACAUGACGUUCACCCCAGCAAUUACUUCUCCAACCCCAGCUACCACACUCUGACCCAGUGCAUCAGCCUUCAACAUGUUAACAACACUCCAUAUGGAAAAGCUAAGAACAACAUGUUUGCAAACUUCAAGAAUGUAGAGGAAAGAAAGAGAUAUCCUCUUUCUGACACCACCGGCACGCUGCCUGCAGGCUGGAAACAUGGCGACUGCUUCAACGAACUGGGAGCUUGCGGAAUUGACAGGAGGUGCACGGGGAAGUCUUUACGAGACCUGGUGAGAGGCACGCGAUAUCAUGGCAGCUCCUGCUCCCUGAACAGCACAGAAAACCCAUAUGCCACUAUCAAGGACCCCCCGCUUCUGACGAGCAAAAACACGGAGUGUGGCUAUGUGGAAAUGAAGUCGCCUGCGAGACGGGAUUCACCCUACGCUGAAAUCAGCCACAGCGGUCUGACCAGUAAUAAGAACAUCUAUGAAAUUGAGCCAACAGGAAGCAGUACUUGCUCCACGGGACAAAGUCACGAUUGCAUGCAGCCAGGCCAGGACCCAUACGAUCUCCCAAAAAACAGCCAUAUCUCCUGUCACUAUGAUGUGCUGCCGGCGCGAGAAAGUCCAACGUCAGAGCACCAGAAGCCGGACAUCGACUGACAACGUUGUUAUUCGCUGCAGAGAUAAGGUUUUCACCUCUAGCUGCAGUGCUGCCUGGAAGUGUAAAAAUAGCACAAUUUCUUGAUGUUUCCAUCAAGAUGGCCUGACAACUGCUAAAGGGAAAGCUGUUCAUACCGCUUUAAAUAGCUUCACACAAUGCCAGGUGAGAGACAUUGCUAGCGGAGACGUAGUCGAUGAUCACACAAUUCAAAAGGUUCUCAAUUUGUAUUAAAAAAUAAGAGCAGUAUAUUUGGUUACAGAGUUACAGAUGAACAAGGAGCCCAGAAUGAAAGUACACAGAGUCAAUAUAACAGUUGCCACGACCCUCUAGAAAGUGAAAUUUAAGCUUGUGUGAGUGAGAACAAUGCAUCUAUUGUGUGUCUCCUGGUAUUUUCCCAUUUUUUAUAUGCGAGUGUUGUGCAACUCUUGUUGUGCUAUGUGAGUGGAGGUGUCAUGAAAGCAAUAUGUGAAGCUAUUAGACUGAACCUCCGUCCAUCCAUACAUUUUCUAUACUGCCUCAUUAGGGUCGCGGGGGUAUGCUGGAGCCUAUCCCAGCUGACUUCGGGCGACAGGCGGGGUACACCCUGGACUGGUCGCCAGCCAAUCGCAGUAGACUGAACCUAACAGUAUCAAGCACAGGCCUUUUUACCUUCCUAAAAGAGCUCCUCUUCUCCUCUCAGAUAUCCUUGUAACAGCGCACAGAAUCCAUGACCCCUCUAGCUUUCAUUAGCAUUCAAUAAUCUUAACCCUUAAUGAUGGUCAUGACAAUCAAGCGGUUCGGACUAAAAGAGUGGCCAACAUGGGUGUGUGUGUCUCCUGGGUGUGUUUUUAGGAUUUUCAUUGUCACAUCCAUGGUGAUGGCUUUCCUUUUCUUUGGCGCAGCUACGCUAGGGGAGACUUAAUGAAGCCCAAAAAGUUAUCUAAUCAGCGAUGUUUUUCUUCCUCGGUGUGGCUGAGCAGGCACACACUGCAACUCUAACUAGUUCUCAAGCAAGUCUCAUGUUUACGGACCAAAAUUAUGUUCUUAAUGAAUUUAUGAGAGCGCGUUUGUGACCAUGAAAUGUCGUAACACGGAACGCCGUAAACCCAGGACCGCCUGCACGUUACUUGGCAGAUGUGUCAAGAAUGACGUUGGAAAAGCACAGUCAAGUCGACUAAUCAAACCAACAUUUUGAAACCCUUUGUGAUUGGGAACAUUCUUAGUCAAUAUCUCAAUUUCAGGAGCAACAGCAUGAGCAUCUACGGUGAGAAUAAAGUCGUAAACUUACUUACAUGUGUAUACUAAACAUGGGUUUUGGAAAAUAAAUAUGACCAUUUUUAAAAAAAAAAAAAGUGUUUUUUUGAGAAAAAAUUGAAUAUCAGAAUGAUUUUUUUUAAAUUUUCCAAGUGGAAAUAAAGUUAGGAUAGUCAACGGAGCAUUUCAUUGCCAACUUAAAGAUGAGAACUGGACUCUCUCUAAUACUUUGACAAAUAAUGAAAUACUUUUGGCACAGAGAUGUUUGUCAACAUCAGAUUAUCAUCAGGACUUUUCAGCGGAUAUUCCUUACUCGGAAUUGUAUGCCAGUUAUGGCAGCCAGUAGAUGCUUGCCGUCUGUGUGGCCAUUUGGAAUUUCACUUUCAAAAUAUGACUUUUUUAAAUGUUGUUUUAGUGGGCCCCUAAUACUCCUUUGUACAAGUGAUUAUGAUACCAUAUAUGAAAGAUUUCUACCAGCUUUGUCAUAUGUGCCAAAUAUAUCAAAUUGUUUUUGUCAGCGUACAUUAAAGGUUACAUUUUGCAUUGGAACAACAUUCCAUUCCAACAAGUGAUUUACCAAUGUCACAAAUGUCGUCAACAUGUUUACAACUCUUUUAGUAUUGUAUUUUUUGUUUAUACUUAAGGAAUAGUCUACACUACUACAAAUGAAGUGAAGGGGUGUCCAAAGUGAAGCCGGGGGGCCAUAUUCGGCCAGCGGCUUUUUUUUUUAUUGGCUCGUGGCACAUUCUAAAAAUAUUAUUUGACAAGACAAAUUUUAAAAACAGCAAAAAUGGAAAAAUCAACACUAAUUUUACAAGAAUAGUUUAAAUAUUGGGAUAAAAAGUUGUAAUCUAAUGAAAAAAAGUAGUCAUUUUCUGAGAAUAACAUAGCAUACAUUUAAAAUAUUAAAGAAAAAAAGAAAUAUUUUUAUGAGAAAUAAACCCAAAAAAAUGAAGUUCUAAUUUUUGAAAAAUUAAAAAUUUAAUUUCACAAGAGUAAAGUCUAAAUAUUAUGAGACAAAAGUUGUAUUCUAACGAGAAAAAAGUCACAAAAGUCUAUGAGAAUAAACUCUGGGAAAAUAAUGUCAUUUUAGUUGGAAAUGCUAAAGAAAAAAUAUGUUAUUGUUACAAAAGUCGUACUAUUAUGAGAAACAAAACACAGUUGUCAUUUUUGGAAAAUUAGCUUGGGGAAAAAGUUAUUACAUUUAUAAUAUCAUGGGAAUAAAGUCAUAAUAUUACGAAAGUACAGUAUAUGAAAUGUUUGGAAAAUUUUAAAAAAUAACUGCAAAAAUGGGGAAAAAGGAACAGAAACUGAAGUGUGUGCUUUUCUAGGUACCCAGAAGUGAACCCAUUAUUCAUCCACUCCUCAGUCACACACUGAUGGUAAACUAUAUCUGUAGUCACAGCUGCCCUAAGGUAGACUGAUGCAAACGUGGCUGCCAAUUUGCGCCUACAGCCUUUCCGACCACCAACAAACGUUCAUUCACAUUCAUACACCAGUGUGGGCCGCACUGGAGGCAAGGUGGGUGAAGUGUCUUGUCCGAGAACACAGCAACAGUGACUGGGUGGAGGGAGCUAGGAUCGAGCCGCCAAACUUUCCGGUUUCUGGACGACCAAUAUCACAGAGCUGAGAGCACAGAGCUUUUUCUUUACAAAAUACCAAAGUGGCCCUUGCAUCCUUUCAUAUUUCAGUAUGUGGUCCUCGGUAGAAAACGUUUGGACACCCCUGACCUCGUGCCAUUGACAGUAGCUCAACUGAGCAAGAUACUCUUCGACACAGUGGUGCGGUAUUAUUCUUGUGAAUGUUUUGUUUUAUAUUUGUCUUGAUAUAAAUGUUGGUUGUCUUAACACUUAUACUUAAUACUGUAUCUCUCUUGUAAAACAUUUACAAUCCAGAUAUGCACAGAACGUCCUGGGUGUGAGGCAGAUAUGCUAACCAUAUCUCCAAGUCAGUGAAUGCUACACAAAUCAGGUUUGUGGUCCACUUAUCAAGAACAUUAGCCACAACUUUGAAAUACUGUUUUUGUGUCAUUACAAGUGAAAAAAAUCAUUGAAUUUGUAUGUUGGGUGCCAUGAAUAAGUUGAUAAUGAAGUUCUUAUGCUUGCACACUUGCUUGAUCAACCUGGUGCAAUAUAACACCGGGCUGGCCUGUUUGAAGCCAUGUUUUCAGUUGUCACGGUAGCACAAAGCACACCGCACCCAGGCUGCUCUGAACAGGCCUGUUUAGAGUGUAUUUUGUAGGAUUUUAAAUGUGCUACAAUUGUCACAGGCAUGUCACAGACAUUUUAAGAAGACACCUGGGAACUGUUAUGAUCUGUGGAAGAGAAAUAACACGUCUCCUUGAAAAGUGCCACUCAUGUCCUUACUGUGAUAUUUUUGAAGGCGCAUGAGGGCCACACUGAAAAGUAAAUACAGUAAUCCCUCGCCACUUCAUGCUUCGCGUUUUGCGGCUUCACGCUAAUACGGUUUUUCAAGCAUAUUACUUAAUAUACCAUGCUGUUUUGUGGUUGAAUACUGCUUAUUAUUAGUAUUUUUACAAAAUUAAAUUUAAGCAAAUGUUACAUAUUUUCCUAAAUUAAGCAUUUUCCGGCUAAAUGAAGUAAAAUACAAAUAUAAGGCAUUCAGAAGAUGCAUUCAAAGACGAUGUAGUAUUCUACACUGGUCACUAGGUGUCAGUAAUGUUAUUGUAAUGUUCGGUGAGACACACAAGCCCCAGACUUGAUCGCCGGGCUUUUAUUGCAGGUUUGAAUGAUCUCACAACAGGCACAAUAAUCUGUAACAUGGGCUACUGUUGCGGGCAUAACCCAUGCCAAGCUAAAUCUGAACUCUGAACCCACGACGUCACUUCCUGUCCGUCCCCCACUCAGCUCCCCCAAAACCGGAACACAUUUACAGCAACACACACAAUAUUUAUGCCUUAAAUGGCUUAUUUAAUCUUAUUAUGUCUACUAUAUUGGGUAAAAGGAGUGUAAAGGUGACUCUAGGGGUGUUAUUUCAUGUCUAGGGGGCUCUAAUAAUGCUAAAAACUAUUUAGAACGUCGUAAACAGGUGCUCUAAGUUUUAACUACUAAAAUAUUGUAUUUCAUUUAUAAAUACGGAAUCUUACUUCACGGAAAUUCACUUAUCCCGGUCGAGUCUGGAGUCAGUGAACCACGACACACGAGGGAUUACUGUAAUAAUAGUCCUACAAGAGUGAAAUAUUAAUGGAAUAAAUGCAUAAUUUUUAAAAGUCUUAAUAUUAUGUGGUGGAAAAGUGAUCAUUUCGUUCUGUUAAUUUUAGUAUUUAUUUUCUUUUCAAUGAGGCCCCAAUACUUGUUUGUAGUCUGUAAUGAUAUUGCAUAACAAAAACUGUACCCUAAAACAGCCUAUAUCGGGAACUUGGCAAACAGUAGGGCAUCGUCAAGGUAUUUAUAUUUUUAAAAACUAAGAAUAACGCAAAGAAGUAAUUGCUUUAUUGCUGUGCAAUUUACAAAGGCUGAGGUGAUCUCAUGAAAUUGAAGCUUAAGCUGGACUUGGGCUUUGUGAAAAGAAUGCUCCCUACUCAGAUAAUCGGCUGUUCCUGUCUUAACCUCUAUGGAAAAAAAAAGAUUUUUACAUACUUUAUGAUGAGUGUUUUUGAAGCAUUGUAAAUAAUGUAUACAUUUUUUGCUCUGUUUUGAUGUAAAAAUGCAAACCUCAGUGUCUUAUUUGUGUAUAUCAGUCAGGCUUUUGGUAUAAUAAUGAACUGUGUAACCAUUUGGACCUUUAACAGAACUCAGCCAUUCACCAUCUAAAUUGCAGUUAUGUUGGUUGUGAUCUUGACUGUGCAUGUAUUGCUUUUAAAGAACUGCUUGGGUGCAAACUGUAAAA